Spizellomyces punctatus DAOM BR117 is the source of this 2077-nucleotide messenger RNA. RefSeq names its product metal ion (Mn2+/Fe2+) transporter (Nramp) family metal ion transporter. Gene Ontology annotation, molecular function: cadmium ion transmembrane transporter activity; manganese ion transmembrane transporter activity. NCBI's taxonomy places the organism in Eukaryota, Fungi, Chytridiomycota, Chytridiomycetes, Spizellomycetales, Spizellomycetaceae. The record is from RefSeq and is a predicted model, not a curated record. Gene Ontology annotation, cellular component: membrane. Gene Ontology annotation, biological process: iron ion transport; intracellular manganese ion homeostasis. Bases 136 to 1968 code for a protein of 610 amino acids. The transcript has 4 exons.
AAAUAAUUAUAUCGGAGGGAAUCGGAGAGAGGUUUCCAAACGUCAUUUCAAAAGGAGCGAGCGCAGCAUUCGCAUCCUUUUCCUCUUGUGCAUUACUCAACAAACCGCUAACGAGUCCUUGCGUAGAAGAAAAACAUGAACAAACCCAACCCUGUCCCGGUGCCCGCGGCCCCUUCGCCCUCUCCAGCUGCGUCCCAGUCUGCGCCGUCCGUCUUGGACGUGACCACGCCCCGCCACGCGGACGCUGCUCUCGGGCAUUCCGCUCUCAUCUCGGCCGGUGUGGGAGGAAAUGGUGCAGGAGGAGGUGGAUCCUCUUCUGGCUUUGCUUCAGCGGGCACGUCCAAUGAUGCUUUGUUGGGGGGUACGGAAGAGGAGGAGGUUUUCAUGAACGAGAAAAAGCCUUUCAACGAGGUUGAGAAUGUGGACGGGAGCGGUCAUGGUAAGGACGUUGUCCUUGAAAUUCGCGACCGUACACCUCUUCCCAAAACGCCUUGGUGGAAGACUUUGAUAAAGUUCAUUGGACCUGGAUCAAUGAUUGCCGUCGGUUACAUGGACCCUGGAAACUGGGCUACAGAUCUCUCCGGCGGCUCGCAAUUCUACUAUAACCUCCUCUUUUGUAUCCUCCUCUCAAACAUUUUUGCCGUCCUUCUGCAAUCCCUUGCUAUCAAAGCCGGUCUCGUCACGGGUCGAGACUUGGCCCAACUAUGUCGUCACCAUUUUCACCCCUAUGCCAGUAUGGUUCUCUACAUCACCGCCGAGGCUGCCAUUAUUGCUACCGACCUUGCGGAAGUCAUUGGAGCGGCGAUUGCUCUCAACUUACUCUUCCGCAUUCCCUUACCCUGGGGUGUCGCCAUCACUGGGUUGGAUGUUCUCAUUAUUCUGUUGGGAUUCACCCCAAAGCAUUUGCGCUACUUUGAGUUUUUUAUUAUGGCGCUGAUCGCAUCGAUUGGCAUUUGUUUUAUUGCCUUGUUGAUCAAAGUUAAACCGAUUUGGGGCGACGUUUUUGCUGGGUAUCUUCCAAGAGCUGAACUCUUUUCGGACCCGAAGCAGUUAUUUAUUUUCAUGGGAAUCGUUGGUGCGACCGUUAUGCCGCAUAACCUCUACCUGCACACGCAUCUCGUCUUGUACCGGUACCAGCCGACCACGACCUCGACAUUUGCACCCGCCGGCACCAUCCACGCCAUUACCGAGAUACCUCGCAUAGCUUCCCGCCGGCCUCACCGACACAUUCAACUACUCCCUCGUACGAUUCGGUACUCCUUUAUCGAUUGUAUCAUGUCGCUCACCUACGCUCUGUUUGUGAACUCGUCCAUUCUGAUUGUUGCUGCUGCCGUAUUCUUUGCGCAAAAGACUGAAGUGGCUACCAUUGAAGACGCUUACCGUCUCUUGGGUACCGAGCUGGGUGCCGCGGCUGGAACGCUCUUUGCCGUCGCCUUGUUGUGUAGUGGACAGAGUUCUACUAUCACUGGCACCAUUGCUGGGCAAGUUGUUAUGGGCGGGUUCUUGGGGUCGAGGUGGAGAAUGAAACCCUGGGUGAGGCGAUUGGUCUCUAGACUCCUCGCUAUUAUUCCCGCUAUGGUCACUGUUAUUAUCAAGGGACAGAAAGGGUUGGAUGAUUUAUUGGUCAUCAGUCAAGUUAUUUUGUCAAUGCAGUUACCUUUUGCUGUCUGGCCUUUAAUUUAUUUUACUUCCAAAAAGAGUAUUAUGACUGUCAAAUACGCUGCCGAAUCAUACAGUUCCGAAGACAAGGAGCCUCUGGUAGAAGAAAUUCCCAUCCAUACCACCUCCAGGACCAGCGAGGUUUCUGUCUCAUCGGCUUCCACGCAAGGCGACUCUACGACCAAAACCUACGAAAAUGCUAUUUAUACGACCAUUGUUGCAGUGCUUGUUGCGACCAUUAUUACUGGAUUGAAUGUAGUGAUGCUGUUGCAGAUUAUGGCGCCUGGGUUGUUCCCCUCUCAUGAUUAGAUGUAUUUAUGUUGUGAAUGACGUAUCGAAAUGGGAAUGAUGUGAUGAAAAUGGUUAAACAAAAAGGAAACGAACAAAAAAAACAGUCCAAAAACAAUGUUCCACAUUA